Molecule: messenger RNA, 1654 nt
Organism: Hordeum vulgare subsp. vulgare (domesticated barley)
Lineage: Eukaryota; Viridiplantae; Streptophyta; Magnoliopsida; Poales; Poaceae
Exons: 2
Coding region: 545-1234 (229 amino acids)
Source: RefSeq, a predicted model, not a curated record
CUCUUUGAUCCAAGACUACUUAAAAACCGUGCAGGCCAGGAAUUUGAUGGUGCCCCAUCAAGCAAAAAGGCUCAAUUUGUAUCCCCAGGGCAUGCAGCGGCUGCAUGGGAGCAACCGAACACGCCUCUGGCUCUGGCACCGGCGACGUCCACUUGCGGACGGCUCCGUCGUGAUCCCCCGCCAGGCACCGCACCGCUGGUUCUGUCUGGUGGACGAAACAGGGUCAGGUGUGAUCUGAUACUCGUUCGACCCACGCGGCCCGACCUCCCGACGCGCGGGUCCCACCCCUACUACCUCUACCCCGCUCGCACGCACGGCACCACCGGUCGCGGCCGUAGUUUGCCCCCCGUAACAAAGCGCGACGCAGACUCCACCUCCCUCGCUUUCUCUAUCUCCCCUCGCCUCCCACCCUUCCCGUAUCUUGCUUCUCUCCUCCGCCGCCUCGCCGGCGACCCGGCAGGACCUCCCCUCAGAGCCGCCCGUGCCGCCCGUGCGUGUCCCUGUGCCGGACCGCGCGGACGACGGGCGACCGCGCGCCACGACCAUGGCGGCCACCGCGGAUCCGAGGGCGAAGACGCCGCCGGCCACGCUGCCGCACCACCUGAAGCCGUGGGCGCCACCGCCGCCGCCUCGUGACCGCUGCGUGCCUUCCCUGUCGUCCGUCUCCGGAGGUGCCGGAGCCAUCCGCGAUCGGCGCCGCUCCUCGACGUCCCACCGACGCGGUGGCGCCGACGCCGUAGACGAGGGACCUUACGCCGCCAGGCUGGAGCAUCUCCGGGCUAAGCUCAUGGGCCACCUCCAUGACGCCGCCGGCAGCCUUUGCCUCCCUCCGGCGAUGCCCCAGCGGUCGCCGGAGGCCGAGCCUCAGGCUGCGCCGCUUCCUCCGCCACCGCAGGAGGCCGCCGCGGUUGUGGCCGCCAGCAUGCCGUGGACGCUCAGGGAGCGAAAGCGUCGUCCCUCAGCCCGCGGCAGCAUGGGCGCCGCAUCGCCCGCGAUGCCGUGGUCGACGACAGCGGCGGCUACGGCGCGGCACGACGGCAUGCGCGCUCCGUUCGCCGUGGCGCUGGACGAGGAGGAGAUCGAGGAGGACGUGUACGCCCUGACCGGCGCCCGGCCGCGGCGGCGGCCCCGGAAGCGGGCGCGGGUCGUGCAGCGGCAGCUCGAUUCGCUGUUCCCGGGGCUAUGGCUGACCGAGAUCACCGCCGACGCCUACCGUGUCCCCGAUGGCCAGUAAGUAAGCAAGCAAGCAACCCGCUACCAUAUCCGGCCGGCCAGCUCUACCGUUCUCCUCUGCCCACGGUUCGGGCUGGGGGUCACCAUUCUCCACCAACAACAGCAAAUUGGAGUACUAGUAAACUAGGUUUAGCUGAGUUGACAGGUACUGUACUCGCGACGUCGCGUCUUUUAACAUUGAUUUUCUGCUUUCGAAUCUAAGCAGCGCUGCUUUACUCUCUCUCUCGCUCACUCGGUUUCUCUCUCAUGUAUACGUAUAGUUGUAGGGUCUGUGGUCGUGUGUUGUAAUCCACUCCUAAUCCAUCUAGGUUGCCAUGCGUCGAAUAAUCUGCUAUCGCACGUAUACUCGAUCUCUCUCCGCUGGUCGAGUUGCAUGGUCUCGUCAUCAACCACAGUGCAGCAAGAGCUGCGUCUUUUCCCA